GACAACACGAUAAUCGAUAUAGCUAAAUCGCAUAAUGAAAUCUGAAAGCGUGCUUCUUUCUCUUCUCUGUCUCUCUCCACUCAAAACACAUGCCAAAACGGAGUGGAACUCUGGAAGAUGAGAAUGAUUUGCUGAAAAUAAGGAAAAACCAUCUGAAACACAUCCACGAACUCUUCAAGACAGACAAAAACGAGGUUCCAUGCCAAUUGUAGAAACAACUUAGCUUCAAAGGCUCCAAAAAAACAAGAUUUUGCAUAGUAAAACCUGGAUUCUAGGACCAACAUCUCAAACUCAAACAGAUGAAGAGAGCUAUCUGCUUGAAAAAUCCGGAUAUAGAACUCGAUGGCUCAACGGGAAUCCCCAUCUUUCAGUCCCGAAUCCAUCGCCUCCCUUAAUUACACGAGAUAUUACGCAAAUGGGCCCACAGGCCAAACCAUGUUUCCCGGACUGAAAAAGAGGGGUCAUAAUCUCGGAAGCCGAUCAUGGAUUCUGAUCGACCCUAAUGGGAAUUCGAAAAUUGUGGAGCUGGAUAAAUUUACAGUGAUGAGACGUUGCUCUUUGCCUUCAAGAGACCUAAGGCUUCUGGACCCUUUGUUUAUAAAUCCCUCGACAAUAUUAGGCCGUGAGAAGGCAAUUGUUGUGAGUCUCGAGCAGAUUAGGUGUAUAAUCACGGCCGACGAGGUUAUGUUGAAGAAUUCACUGGACGGGUCCGUGCAACAGUACAAAUCCGAACUAUGCAAGCGUCUUGAAACGUGUAAAGAUCAGUAUGAUGAUCUACCUUUCGAGUUCAGGGCAUUGGAGCUUGCAUUGGAGCUUACAUGUAUGUCUCUUGAUGCUCAGGUGAAAGAAUUAGAAUUAGAGAUACAUCCUGUGCUCGAUGAGUUGGCAUCAUCAAUAAGCACUCUCAAUUUAGAGCGUGUACGUAGAUUCAAAGGCCACCUCCUCACGUUGACUCAGCGUGUACAAAAGGUUUGCGACGAAAUCGAGCAUCUGAUGGACGACGAUGGUGACAUGGCUGAGAUGUACUUAACCGAGAAAAAGGAAAAACGGGACAACCUCACGAAUAGUGAUUCAUUUGAUCAUGUCAAUGCUUCAGAGGAUAUUAAGGCUCAUGUGUCAAAAUCUGCACCCGUUUCGCCUGUGGGGUCGAGCAGUGGCAUUCACAAGCUGCAGAGGGCCUUCAGCAGUAUGAGUUCCAGUAAACAUGGCAGCUUCUUGAGUUCGUCUAGCGGCCAAGAAAACAUCGAUCAACUCGAGAUGCUACUCGAGGCCUACUUUGUCGUCAUUGAUAACACGCUCAACAAGUUGCUAUCGCUGAAAGAGUAUAUCGAGGAUACCGAGGAUUUAAUCAACAUUAAACUGGGAAAUGUUCAGAACCAGCUGAUUCAGUUCGAGUUACUUCUUACUGCUGCUACAUUUGUGACUACUGUGUUUGCUGUUGUGACUGCCGUUUUCGGCAUGAACUUUGAGGACACUAUAUUCGACAAGCCGUCUACAUUUAAUUGGGUACUUAUCAUUACUGGUGUUUUUUGUGGGAUCUUGUACUCGGUCUUUUUGAUCUAUUUCAAGCACAAAAAGGUUAUUCCUUUGUAAGGUGUAUAGUUUUGUGUAUUUCUAUUUCUUGGAUUAGUUUAUUUGAUGUUGGUGCGUUGAUAUGAUUGAUGAAAUCAGUUGCAUAAAUAAAUAUAUUGGCUCGAUUGGAUUGCAAUUUACAUUGUCCACCUUUCCCCAUUGUCGUGCUCUUUAUCCCUCUCUGUAAAUGCAAGCAAAUCCCCAUUAAACUCCUCAUAAGAAUUCACAUAAUUUACAGACAAAUACUUUCCAGACAACUCAUUUUCUCCUUCGUCAUGCUCGUCCCAUGCACACGAUGAGGAUUCUGUUUCACUGUGGUAAUGAAAUUUGUUCUCACGAGACUCAAUGCUAUCUGAAAGUCUUUGAGUGUCGGCAAGAGCUGUCUCUAGCUCGUUUAUACGCUUUUUUUAGCUUUGACUCGGUCAACUCAUGCAGCCGGAGCCUUAGCUCCCAUGGACAAACUGCAUAAUUGGCAGCAGUAUCUGGUUUGAAAUCCAGGUUAACCUGCAUGAAACAAUGAAUAUUGGGAAAAGCAUAUAAUUUUUGACAAAUCACAAAGUGUGAAUGUCACUUUAGGGGAGUUGAUGCUAAGACACAUAAAAUGAAAAAGGGCUAUUUAGAGGAAAACUCUUAGAAAAUUGCUUUUCGGUUAGUGUUUGCAAAAAACCAUCCCUUAAAUCUUCCUAUCACUCGGCCUAGUACCUGAGAGAUUAAAAAUUUCCUUGAAUUCCAAAAAACCAAAAACAUGAAAGUUUGAUAUUUGAAAACUGAAAAAAGCUACUUUUAUCCUGAA
This is a messenger RNA of Striga asiatica, 2365 nucleotides long. The record is from the annotation of a GenBank genome assembly. NCBI's taxonomy places the organism in Eukaryota, Viridiplantae, Streptophyta, Magnoliopsida, Lamiales, Orobanchaceae.